AAGAGUUGAAGCAGCGUCGUGAACCGGAAGGGACGGAGCGGGCGUCGUCGGACCGGGUCUGGCCGCUGCCACAUCUCGGGGUGCAGAGCGCCGGGACGCGCAAGGCGGGGGAUGUCCCGGCUGCGCUCAGCCCCGGGUCGCUCAGGCAGAGGCGGCCCCGCAGGGGGCGCUGCGACGCGAGGGCUGUGGCUUCUGCAGCUGCGGGCGAAACCUGGGCUGUGUGCCCCCCACCCUUACUCAGGCGCCCUGGUGUCCCUCGGAGGUGCCAAGGAGGCCUGCUCCUCGGGCCUGUACACCCACAGUGGAGAGUGCUGCAAAGCCUGCAAUCUGGGCGAGGGGGUGGCCCAGCCUUGUGGAGCCAACCAGACCAUGUGUGAGCCCUGUCUUGACAGUGUGACAUUCUCUGACGUGGUGAGUGCCACUGAGCCAUGUAAGCCGUGCACCGAGUGCGUGGGCCUGCAGAGCAUGUCGGCGCCAUGCGUGGAGGCGGAUGAUGCCGUGUGCCGCUGCGCCUACGGCUACUACCAGGACGAGACCACCGGCCGUUGCGAGGCCUGCCGUGUGUGCGAGGUGGGCUCGGGUCUCGUGUUCUCGUGCCAGGACAAGCAGAACACCGUGUGCGAGGAGUGUCCCGACGGCACGUACUCCGACGAGGCCAACCACGUGGACCCGUGCCUGCCCUGCACGGUGUGCGAGGACACCGAGCGCCAGCUGCGCGAGUGCACCCGCUGGGCGGACGCAGAGUGCGAGGAGAUCCCUGGCCGUUGGAUUACACGAUCCACACCCCCAGAGGGCUCGGACAGCACAGGCCCCAGCACCCAGGAGCCCCAGGUACCUCCAGAGCAAGACUUCAUAGUCAGCACAGUGGCAGAUGUGGUGACCACAGUGAUGGGCAGCUCCCAGCCCGUGGUGACCCGAGGCACCGCUGACAACCUCAUCCCUGUCUACUGCUCCAUCCUGGCCGCUGUGGUUGUGGGCCUCGUGGCCUACAUCGCCUUCAAGAGGUGGAAUAGCUGUAAGCAGAACAAGCAAGGUGCCAACAGCCGGCCUGCGAACCAGACGCCCCCACCUGAGGGAGAAAAGCUCCACAGUGACAGCGGCAUCUCCGUGGACAGCCAGAGCCUGCAUGACCAGCAGCCCCACACGCAGACGGCCACAGGCCAGGCCCUCAAGGGGGACGGAGGCCUCUAUAGCAGCCUGUCGCUGGCCAAGCGGGAAGAGGUGGAGAAGCUGCUCAACGGCUCUGCGGGGGACACCUGGCGACACCUGGCAGGCGAGCUGGGAUACCAGCCUGAGCACAUAGACUCCUUCACCCAUGAGGCCUGCCCGGUCCAUGCUCUGCUUGCCAGCUGGGCUGCCCAGGACAGCGCAACGCUCGACGCCCUCCUGGCUGCCCUGCGCCGCAUCCAGCGAGCUGACAUUGUUGAGAGCCUGUGCAGCGAGUCCACAGCCACGUCCCCAGUGUGAGCUGACCUGGAAGCCCGUGCCCUGCCCCCACAUUCCGGCGACUGAUGCUCCAGCUAAUCCCAUGGGCCAGCGUCAGAGCUGAGCUCCUCUGGGCAGGGUGGUGGAGCCCAGGCCCCUGAACCACAGCCCUGUCCCUGCUCCUGUAGGGCUCCACUGCUGCCCGUCACUCUCCCUCUCUGGUGCCAGAGCGCCCUGCUGCCUCUCCCACCCUCCUCCUGCCCCAUCACUGUCUCCAGCCGACUCCCUUCUCCCCACACUUCCAGUAGGCCAGCCCCCUCACCUUAGCAGGUGUCCUAUCUGGGUGGCAGACACCAGGAGUGGUGUUGGGGGUCAAGACAAGGUCCCAGAGACUCAGAGGAACCAGAGCCAUGGACUCUACACUGUGAACUUGGGGCAUGAGGAGCAUCCCUGGGGCCUAAACCUUCCCUCAGUCCCCUACCCUGCCCCUCUGGCCUGGGAUGAAGAGGGUAAGAGGCUGUCAGAGCUGGAAGGGGGUUUUGAAGUCUAGGUUACCCCCCUCCUUUGUACACAGGACAGUGAGGCCCAGAGAGAGGUAGUGGCUUGCCCAAAGUCACCCUGCAAUGGGGAAGUCAGAUAUGGGCUGGCCCCCCAUCUCUGACUUAGGGGUACAGGCUUCAGGUUUGCUUGAAGGCUGGGAGAGGGGAAUCAGGGAAAUGUCUCUGGGAAGUAUCUCAAAAGCCAGAUCCAGUCUUUGCUCCAUCAUCUCCAAGCCUGUCCAACCUCUGUGGAGAUGGGAUGUUUCGCUCAAGGCCUGGUCUGUUGAUCCAUCACAAUCAAAGAUGGAUUUGAUCGAUCACAGCUUGGGGUUUGUGGAAGGGGGUACUGCUUCCCUCUGUCUGUCCCCCUCAGGCACAUCAGUGUGGCAUCUGUGGUGUGGCCCAGUCUGUAGGUGCCCUCCAUCCCCACACAGGAGUAUCUCCUCCUAGAGUCAGCCCUGAGAGUCGGGACUAAGACCCUCUCCCCUCCCCAGCUGGUAACAAACAGACUCACUGACACACACAGGAUGAGAAACCUUACUUUUCUCCCCGAGUUCUUCCUCUCCGGCUGGGCCCGGAUCCUGCCCAAGGUAGCUGCCAGAGAAGCAUCGAAGGGACUUGAACUCUGUCCGCUUUCUUCCCUCGCCCCCGGGUUUGGCGGGCCAAGGACGGCUGAGGCUCGAGCUGGCGUCUGUCUUCCAAGGGCCUGCACGUGGAGGAAUGCUCCCCCCAGCCUCCCCUCCCCUGCGAGUACGGGUUUGGCUGGGCCCCGCAGAUUGCAGUGAAGAAACGUGGACAAGUGUGGGAAUGAAGCAAAAAGGGACUGAAUUAGACUGUCGCCUGGAGAGGGUCUCUCCCAAGUUUAGAGGCUCUACGAAGGACUGGCUUUUUCUCUAGCUUGGUGCCAGAAAGGGGCCAUGAAGUCCCAUGAGGUCCCUCCUGGCAUGUUCUGUUUUGCUUGCUGUUGGAAUGAGUGUGGCACCCCCUCUAUUUAGCAUGAAUGAGCCCUGAGCUGGGUGUGCACUGACAGCCACCCCCACCCCUACCCGGAUUCUCCCAGCCCUCUAAAAGGGAGGGGAGCAUUGUAUGUAGAUGGCAUUUCUGUGACCUCAGUCUGUGAUGGGAGGAGGAAACUCACCUUCUGGCUGUGCUCACCUGUGCACCUGGGGAGCCAGACAGGAUUUGAGUCUAUUUAUUUUCUUCCCCAGCAGUUGGGGAGGGGGUUGGGAGGGUUGUAAGUAUGUCUUAGCAUGUGUUCUGUUCUGGGGCCCCUCCUGCCUCCCUUUGGGCUGAGAUGGAGCCCUUUUGGCCUCCCCAGCCUCUGGGCUAUGAGCUCCAGAUCCCCUGUCACUUCCCCCUCGCAUCCUGUGUAAUCAUUUCUUGGGACCUACACAUAAAACAUAAAUGAUGAACAUUAAAUAGCAAAGAGAAAAAUAAUGUAGAGAUUUUUCUGCAAACACGUGUGGUUUGAGCCAACAAGGGCUGUGUGUGGCAGGGACCCAGGUAUAAUUUGCAACUUGGUGAAUGCCUGUCCUAUUUCCCCCCACCCCAGAAAUGGGGAAGUUUUAAUAGAAACCCAGCAAAUUCAUAUGUGUAGUCAUGGAGUUAAUUUAAGUGGGUUAGGGAAGGAGUGGGGGCCCUUUGCCCCCAGACUUGGGAGAGAGAAAGUGAAAACAGCCAUGCAGGAAGCCAGCCAGCUGUGAACUUGACCAGAUGUCAGAAGUGAAACUGACCACAGGGGAGCCAGGAGGGCCAGGUCACAACCCCGUGGCUCCCAGCCACCCACAUGGCCUGGAACACACACACACACACACACACGCACACAUGGGAUCUGGCUCCAGACAGCCUGCGGGAGACGGGCUGGCUGGCCUGGAGUUAGGCAGUCCCCUCCCUCUUGGCCCUCCAGGGAAGGUCCCAACCCCAGCUCCUGCCAGCCUGGCUCUGAGCCUUGCCUGGCCAAGGAGCUGCCGGGUUCCCAGCCCCAGGCCUGUGCCCCUCUCUGGUCACUGGGCCAGGGCUUCUGGUGGG
Messenger RNA from Manis javanica (Malayan pangolin), 3992 nucleotides. The record is from RefSeq and is a predicted model, not a curated record. Lineage: Eukaryota; Metazoa; Chordata; Mammalia; Pholidota; Manidae.